Messenger RNA from Coffea arabica (coffee), 1837 nucleotides. RefSeq lists its product as uncharacterized. The record is from RefSeq and is a predicted model, not a curated record. NCBI's taxonomy places the organism in Eukaryota, Viridiplantae, Streptophyta, Magnoliopsida, Gentianales, Rubiaceae. Gene Ontology annotation, molecular function: nucleotidase activity.
AUGUCCAUCACAAUUUAAGCUUUGGCAUUUAGCUUCAGCUUCGUUCAGCCUCCGUCUCCUCUUUCUUCAUUCCUCUUCUCAUGGCUGCCAGUUUUUGCUGCCCAUUCAGCAAACAAUUGGUCCAACUCCUCCUCCUAAUUCCCUCCCCGAAUAGCCCUUUUCGUUCCAGAAAUGACGACGACGUCGUCCGCGGUGAAGAACAGCAACAACAACUUUUUGCCACCUGGGCUGGUGUCCAAUUUGCAGGAGGUGCUCCUUAAGAGAAAGGGUGCGGAUGACCCGGACCCACAAUCACAGUCCUCCUCUGCCGCCAAACCACCCACUGUCAACGAUGAAUCGGCGGAACCUUCUUCGUCGUCUGCUUCCAAUUCCGGCCGGGUUGAUGACCAGCCUGAUUCAGAUACCUCUAAACCGGUCAUUUUGGUCACCAAUGGUGAUGGGAUUGAAUCCCCUGGCCUUACCCAUUUGGUUCAAGCUCUUGUUUGUCUAGGCCGUUACAAUGUCCACGUUUGUGCCCCUCAAUCGGAUAAAUCUGCCUCCGGUCAUUCGUUGACUAUGAGAGAGACUAUUUCUGUUAGUUUAGCUGAAAUUGAUGGUGCCACCGCAUACGAAGUUUCUGGGACUCCUGCCGAUUGUGUUUCUUUGGCUUUAUCUGGGGCUUUAUUUUCUUGGACAAAGCCUUUGCUGGUAAUUAGCGGAAUCAACAGGGGUUCAAGUUGUGGCCACCACAUGCUUUACUCAGGUGUUGUUGCUGGAGCUCGAGAAGCACUGAUUAGUGGUGUGCCAUCUUUAUCGAUAUCAUUGAAUUGGAAGAAGGAUCAAAGUCAGGACAAUGAUUUCAAGGAUGCUGUUACUGCCUGUAUGCCAGUACUAGAAGCAGCUUUUGGAGACAUAGAGAAGGGAGUUUUUCCAAGGGACUGCUCUUUCCACAUAGAAGUUCCGACAUCUCCUUUGGCAAACAAGGGGUUCAAAUUGGCAAAACAAAGUCUCUGGAGGUCUACACUUAAUUGGCAAGCAGUUUCAUCAAAUAGGCAUCCAUCUUCUGGACGUUUCAUGUCCAAUCAACAGAUCUUGGGUAUGCAGCUUGCUCAACUCAGCCGGGAUGCUUCUGCUGCUGGUGCUGCUCGCCGUUUGGGCACACAGAAGAAGAACGUUGAGGUGGUUGAAUCAGUUGGUGUUGCCGGGAAAUCUGAUUCCAAUCGGACUUUGAGAUAUUUCAGGCUGGAGUUCCUCGAUAAAGAUCAGGGAGGAGAAGAUGAGGAUCUGGACUUCAGAGCGCUUGAAAAUGGCUUCAUAGCCAUCACUCCUGUAUUUCCUCAAUCGCAAGUAGAGUCGGAAACUCAAGUGGCUGCUUCUGAUUGGGUUUCCAGAGCACUGAAAGUUGGCCAGUGAAGUUUGCUUAAAGUCGACAGCAUUAGUGGGAUUUUGUGUAUAUCGGAAGACGAUGCCGCUUUAGUCGUCAUGCAACUUGCUCUGUGGUUUCGACCUGAAUUUUGUUCUAAAUUUUAUUUGGUCUCAUAUUUUUGAUAGGUUCUUCUGGAACCAAGUUUCUUAGUCCAUUUGUUUGUCUUGUGGAGCAGAUGGCUUCCUGUGUUGAUUGAUACAGCUGGCACAGCUGAAGUGCCUGUUGUCAGCUUGUAUCUUUAUCACACUACUGUAAAAGUCGCAUUGUAGGUUUUCUUUCUUUCUUUCUCAAUUUCUUCUUUUCCCCUCUAAAAUUUUAAGGUGAGGAAGGAGAGUUGGUUUAUUGUAUUGUAAUUGUGGUAGCACAAUGUAACUGCAAACAGUCAGGUUCGAAUGAUCGCACCCUUAAUUUAUUUGGUUUAGUGUUGUUUAC